Homarus americanus (American lobster) is the source of this 2239-nucleotide messenger RNA. RefSeq names its product DNA damage-regulated autophagy modulator protein 1-like. The record is from RefSeq and is a predicted model, not a curated record. Bases 151 to 960 code for a protein of 269 amino acids. The transcript is spliced from 9 exons. NCBI's taxonomy places the organism in Eukaryota, Metazoa, Arthropoda, Malacostraca, Decapoda, Nephropidae.
CUAGGCCAUCACGUCAAUAAGAGCAUGAUAGUAAAAUUAGUGUCACUCUUCACCCAUUAUAGACACGCUGGCUAACUCCGCUCACGGCAGACAACUUCGGCGUCUGGCGGAAUAUAAGGGGCAAGUCCAGAAGUGUGAAGCUGUGUGGCCAUGGCAGGGGGGUUGGCCUGGCUACCUAUCGUUACUUCCCUCACAUUCCCCUUCACUUUCCUUGUCACUUACGUGUGGGCGGUGAUGAACAACCAUGUGGAGCCCGACUUUCCGUACAUCAGCUCCACAGGUGAUGACCCACCCGAGAGCUGCUUCUUUACCCAGAUGCUCAACAUUAUGGCUCUCCUCUUGGGGUUCACAGUGUACGUGCGUCACCGUCUUAUAGUCGACUACUGCGCCAAGAACAUCACCAGAAAGAAUGUCAUGUCCAGGAGCAAAAUUUCCAUGUUCUUCGGCUUCGCUGCUUCUUUUGGAAUCUCUAUUGUCGGCAGCUUCCAGUCAAAAAACCUGGGCAGUAUCCACUUACUUGGAGCUUCUCUGGCCUUCGGCGUGGGCAACAUAUACCUCUGGAUACAGAGUGUGUUGUCCUACAGCCUGGUACCAUGGGUGAACAGUUUGGGUGUGUGUAGGGUGAGAGUGGCGACCUCGUUGCUGGCCACACUCAUGAACAUCACCACCGUCUUGUUCAGUGUCCUACACGCCCUUGCUAACGACAACCAAGUGGCUUACUUGACAAGGAACCAGGAGUGGAAGAACACGCGCAUUAGCUGGGAGUACCAUGUUGUGGCCACAGCAUCUGAGUGGGUCUUGGCUGGCUGCUUCUGUGUGAUACUCUUCACUUUUGCCCCUGAGUUCAAGCGGGUGACCAUCCAGGGGGUGUUGAUUGAGCUGGAGCGAGAUCGACGCCAGGUGAGGGAAGCUGUCAGGCCACAGUCCAGCAUCUGUAUUGUCGAGAACAGCAGGCUAUAAUACAAGAUCUUCCUUCUGGCCCAAUAUAUGAUUGGGUUUGUGGAUAUUUAAAAAAAAUUGUCAGGAGUGACAGGGAGCAAGUCUCUUGUGAUAAACUCUUCUUAAACUUGAGUUCCUAUGGAGGAGUCUGAAAACCCUUUGUAUGAUCAGAGUUCCUUGUAUAUACUAAUAUAAGUCUUUUUAAUGCAGCAUUCUCAUGGUGAUGAAUGAAUUUUAUUUUACAAUGUUAAUAUGCAGCAGUUAUGCAUUUCUUCACUCACUAAAGGUGAAGAAAUCUGUUGUACAUCCCUUGAAUAAUGCCACCAAUGUUCAAGAUUAACUUAUCAUUAAUUGUAAUCAUUGACUGGUAAAUUUUUUGUACAAACCUGCAGGAGAGGAGAGAUCCCAGCUGCUGAGAUCUGGAUUAUAUUCGACAAUGUUAUAAAAACUUAAUACAGUAAGAGUCAGUGUUCCCUUCUAAAAUCACUACAGUACUCACACUUUCUGCAUAAAAUAUCAUGCCACAUGACUGAAUGCAUGAAUGAUUUUUCAUAUACAGUAUUUUCACUAGUUGUUGUUGUUGAAUAGUAGAAAGAAUUAUGGCAACACUGCAGGGGAUAACUGAAUAACCAGUUGAUGUCUCCUGUGCAAGUCAAUGAUACUCAAAUUUUGUAUUUUUGAUGAAAUGUACAUAACACAAACAUUGAGUAUUUCCAUUUGACCUUUGGACAACAAAUAUAUGGAAUCUCUGUUUUACGUGAAACUGACUUUCUAAUCAUCACCAGCUUAUAUCAGUCCACUACUGAAGGCCUCCCCCAUACACUUCCCAAAUCUCUGCUUUAAGCCCAUUGAGCACCUCAAAACAUAUUAAUUUCAUCUAUCAAUCUACUGGCCAGAAAAGUGCAUGUGAUACAUUAUUCAUAUAUGUGUGAUAUAUCAUGUAUUCUGGAUUCACAAUGUCAAACUCUUGCAAUUUUGUAAUGUUCGACCACAUGACUAAUCAAAGUUUUGCCAUAACACCAAUAAUCUUUCCAUACCAAACAGUGAACAAGGUUUGCUUUUGUUGGUUGUUAACUCAUAUUAAAUGUAUUGUUGAAAGAUUAGUCACUAGCAUUCUAGCCAUGUCCUGAAGCAUACAUUAUUUAACUUUAAGAACAAGACUACAAUAUGCAAGAGUCCAGUGUUACCACCAUAAUAUUAGACCCAGAGCAAUUGUCUUAUACUUGUAAAAUUGGUUAGAAACCUUACGGUGGAUAAGUUUAUUCUCUUAAUAAAAUAAAAAACUUAUCUAUUCUUUAAA